Molecule: messenger RNA, 708 nt
Organism: Eruca vesicaria subsp. sativa (arugula)
Lineage: Eukaryota; Viridiplantae; Streptophyta; Magnoliopsida; Brassicales; Brassicaceae
Source: the annotation of a GenBank genome assembly
AUGAUCGAUCUAGGAAGUAACCAACUAACUACUCUCUUGUUUCUUUGUUAUAAUAACUUGAUCCAACAAUAUUUUAGGGUACACUACAAUGUCAUUUUAAAGGGAAUAGAUGUGGAUGGUGAACCUAUUGACCUCCCACCAAGCAUAGCUAGUUUCGGCGGGAGUGGAGGAACCAUAAUUGACAGCGGUACAACUUUAGCCUACUUACCACAGGAUCUAUACAACUCACUUCUUAAACAGAUCACUGCUCGGACACCGGUAAAACUUCACAUGGUACAGGAGACUUUUGCGUGUUUCAGUUUCACUUCCAACACAGAUAAAGCAUUUCCGGUAGUCAAUCUUCAUUUCGAAGACUCACUCAAACUGACUGUUUAUCCUCACGACUAUCUUUUCUCACUUCGUGAAGACAUGUACUGCUUUGGUUGGCAAUCUGGUGGAAUGACCACUCAAGACGGAUCCGAUGUAAUCCUUUUGGGAGAUUUGGUGCUCUCCAACAAGUUAGUAGUAUACGAUCUUGACAAUGAGGUCAUUGGAUGGGCAGACCACAACUGUUCCUCAAGCAUCAAAGUGAAAGAUGGGUCAGGAGCUGCUUACUCACUCGAAGCAGAUAAUCUCAUAUCUGCUUCUUCGGUGAUUAACGGAACAUUUGUAACUUUAUUGUCGAUACUUAUUUGGGUUUUCCUUUCAUUUACUUCACAGUUUUGCUAA